GAGUCCGGCGGUGCUGCGGGGGGAAGCCCGAGCAGCACCGCAUUUGACUGCUUUAAGAGAAGAACAGCGCACACAACCAUCGUCUCAGUUCUCCGUGCCUCAGCCCGGUCUGCAGCGUCUCUCAUCCUCUUGUCACAACGUGCCCUGCCAGCGGACCAAUCGGCGACGACCUUGCGUGGACAGGAAGUGACGCGCGGGGUUCCUGCCUCUGUAAAGUGUACCGUGUCACCACAAAUAUUAUCCACAACAUCUCUGCUCUGUUGGUGCAGGCAGGGUGUAUCAGCCGCCCCGCUCAGACGUGAUGUCUCGGCUGUAAAGCAAAUUAUACAAACUGACAAGAGUGCUCCAGACUUCAUUUGUGAGCAAAUGUGACCAGUUCCCAUUUCCCGACAGUUCCCUCCUGCAAGGUCUCAACACAGACAUCUUUUCUUGUGGGCUCUCCAAAAGCAGAAGACCACCGACCCCCCCUUUAUGUGGCCACUUCACCACCAACAACAUUCACUCAAGGAGCCGCAGACGCAGUCGAUUCUGACCGGGGUUGAAGUAACAGGCUGCAGCUUUGGACAAACCAGGAGAAACUUUCCUCCCUGGCCUGUGCACGGUGAAGUGUGACCGCUGCUGUGUGGGGUUUUUUUGUGUGUGCGCCGCCUCUCACUUUAUUUCUACGUGGGUGAGCAGUGUGUGCUUGUGUUUUGUGGCACCUCCCCGCUCCUCCGUAGAUCUGGUUGCCCCCUUGUACCUUACAGGCUGCACAAUGCGUUUCUUGUGCACCUUCUGGCUGCUAUAGUUAGAGCAGGAUCCCGAGAUUUCUCCCUUCAGCCGAGUCCCUCUUGCCUUGGUUUGGACUCCGGAUUGCGCGUCAUGUCGCGACACCUGAAGCGCACCCCGGUUCCGUUGCAGGACUGCAUGGUUCCUUUGUAACUGGAUCUACUCUAUUUUUUUUUUUAUUUUUUUUUGAAGAGAGAGCGGGGCAUGCUCUCCUCGUCUCUGGGGAACACUUGCAAAGAGGAGAAGAAAGUAGAAAGAGGAGGGUGAGCAGCAGCGACAGACGGAGGGAGAGAUAAUCUUAGAGAGUGUAACUUAGUUGUAGAUGUUUGAUCAGGCCACGACUAUGGGCGAUGGGAACCACCGCUGUGGACCCAACCCGCUGUGUCCGGACCGGAUGGAGACCAAGUGCCGCGCCGAGAUAGGGAGCCGGUCCCCGGUUCAGAGCUCCACCGACACCCCGGGGACAUCAGCGUCUACUCCAACGUCCUCCAGCGAAGACGGACACGACAAACUUCUGGGAGUGGACCCUGACUACUGUCGGAGGAUUUUAGUAAGGGAUGCUAAAGGCACCAUCCGGGAGAUCGUGCUGCCGAAGGGCCUCGACCUGGACCGGCCCAAGCGGACUCGGACCUCCUUCACGGCCGAGCAACUGUACCGGCUCGAGCUCGAGUUCCAGCGGUGCCAGUACGUGGUGGGCCGCGAGCGCACUGAGCUCGCGAGGCAGCUCAACCUGUCCGAAACCCAGGUCAAGGUGUGGUUCCAAAACCGCCGGACCAAACAGAAGAAGGACACCACCAAGGAUUCAGACAAACGCUCCUCGUCCACGAAUGAGUCGUUGGCCACCUGCAACAUCCUGCGCCUCCUGGAGCAGGGCCGCCUCCUGUCGGGCCCUGCCCCGCCGCCUAACUCUCUCCUGGGGCCUCCGCCACAUCCGGCACACAACGGCUCCCUGCUGAGCAGCCCGGGCGGAGGUUCCUCCACCUCUCCGGGCAUCAGCAGCAGCACCCCUCCCAGCUCCCUAUCAGGGGGGACUUUCGGGCUGUCACUGCCCUCGCUGGGUGGCACCCCACCCUCACCGCGGCUGGGAGUCCCACCUCCGCACUCCCUCUGCUUCUCCAUGCCGCUGCUUGGAAGCGCUCAUCAUGAACUGACAUCCACCUACGGCUGCGGUUCUUCCGCUUUUGAGCCGUACAUGCGGCUGGACAGGAAGGAGGCGGAUCUGGGAGGGAAGAAGACAGUUUCUUAAGUAGUCUGUCCCUCUUUUAGGGCACCAGGGGACUGGAACUUGUCUUUGUUAGAGCUUUUCUCCUCAGUUGUUCACCCUGUUGCCUGUUUGGCACUUGAGCGGACAGGGGAAAGAAAGCACCCUGGGCCAUAAGAAAUGUGAAAAAGGAAGAGACCAGGUUACUUUCCCUGCGGCACCAUUUUGUGCCACAGCACUGUGGGGGGACACAAAAUGGUGAAAAGGACGUGAUAUGACGGAGACUCUCCCACAUUAAAAAGAAAAAAAGAAAAAAAAACUUGUGAAUUUUUGCAAAAAAUGCCGUGAGUGUAUGUUGUGUGAACCCUGACAGGUUUUUAUCGCCACUCUCUUUGCAGUGGUUUUAAGUGACUCUUCACUUUCUUUGUCCAGUGUGUUUGUGUGUGUGUGCUUUUCUCUCUAUACAGGCCUUCAUUUACUGUUCAGGAAAAAAAAAAAAAUACUUGACGUGGAUAGUUGAGACGAGAGGUAUUUCAAAGAGAGCAGUUUGUACACAUUUCGGUACAUAUUCCCUUACAAGUGGCCAUGUUUGAUUUUUGUUAAUGUGCUUUCACAAUAUGGAAGAAAUGCUGAAAGAAAAAAAAAAAGGAUCGUAGCAUUUUAAUAUCGGUCUGUUUGGUGUCCAGCGGUAGUUUUUGUAAAUUCUUUAUUUGCUUGUGUUUGUGUAUAAAUUAAUAUGUGGUAGGAUCUGGACAAAAGGUGCAAAAAUCACAUAUCUGGAUCUGACAGAGCAGAAAAGUUGUGUGAGAAAGCUGGUUAGACUCUGCCAAAGCAUUCAUGGAUUAAACUUUGGAGGUGCCACACUCGUGUCCUCCAAUCACUGAAGCAAGUCAAGGUCGAGCAGAGAGGCGACCUUUGAACCCGGAUUAACUGUUCAGUCUUUAAUUCACACACGUUUCCCUUUGAGUAAAUGUCUAAGAGACAGUUGGAGACUCAAAGGAAGACUUCUUAAACACAUCUGGCCCAGUUUUUGCAGAGAACAGAUUUGUGUUGGCCAGAAUUGAAAGAAUUCAAGAGACUUUAAGGCAUCAGCUCAGUCCACAGUGGAGAUUUCUGCUUUGCAUCUUAUUUCUCAGUGUGUAUGGGACGAGAGCUGCUGCAAUCAACUAAAAAAUUCAUCUGCAACAAUUUUGAUAAUUGGUGAAAAUGUUUUUUUGGUUAUAUUUCCAACAUUAACUGUCUGAUCUCACCUUUUUAAACACGAGGCUUAGCCAGCAGAUCAAAUGUGUGUCACCGAGGCCUGAGAAAUCCGGACCUGAUAGUGAAAAUAAUCAUUAGUUGCAGCCCCAGUUUUGACAUAUAUUUGACGGUGAGGCACAACACCUGUAGAAUCUGCUGCUGUUUUCCCCCAGUACUUUCGCUUUUCUUUCUUUUUAAGUCGACCCUUUUAUGGUUUGCAGCAUCCUAACUGUCACAAGCGCUGUGUCCUCAGGUCAUAUCCAUACUUAAGAGAAAACUUACAGUAUUUUUACACAGGAAACUUUUUACGUUGUGCACAAGCUGCAGCAUCACAUGUUAAAAUUAGUUUUUUUUUAAAAUGGUAUUCUUCAAAUUUGUGUUUUUUUGAUUGACUUUUGCUCGUCCUCCCGUUAGACUUUACCUCCACCCGUUUUAAGUGAAAAGAUUUCCUCUGCAUGUCCCUCAUUGUAAAGCACUUUAUGUUUGUAGGUUUUUUCACGUCCUCCUGAAGAACCUCUCGGCUUUAUUAACAGUUGGUUUAUUCUUAGAAAGGCAUUUUUCCAAACUAAAGCCAGAAAAUUCCUCAGUUAUUUCUUUAAGCUACAUUUUUAAUUGAUUUGAAACUAAAUGGGCUUCAGGAUCCAAAAAUAGCCACACAUUUUUCUGUGGCUGUGGAAUGAGAAAACGUGUGUUAAAUUCCCACGGGCCAAGCUGAAAGAGAAAAGAAAAAGGAUUCGCUGUAGUAGUUUUUCUCUGCCCUCAUAGGAUGCCAUUUGUCCAGGUUUCCUUGUCCAAAGAAAAUCAAAACUCACCUCAGAGAAACUGCAAUUUGCAACAGAUUGCCCUCAAUUUGAGCAUGUCAGAUGAGUUAUCGCCCCUAUUCAUAACUUCUGCCUCUCCUCUGUGUGCAGCCUCUCAUUUCCACCUCUUAUUCCCUCGUGUAUCUAUUCAUUUCCAGGUUCUCACAUGGUGAGGUUUAACGCAUUUCCUGAUCUUUUUCUCUCACAUCUUGCUGAAGGUGACUCGACAUCUGUAAAGAAAAAGAUGCCAUGACAUCAAUUUUUUAAAAAAAGCUUCUUACUCGUUAAGGCCAGACUGUGGCUGAAACAGUGGAGCAUGUUUCCAGCUGCAGAUGAAUUUCUCAUGGAGUGCCCCGAGAGGUUUUGACCUCCCCGUCUGUCGGCUCUCCAGGCCUUUUUGCACCCGUGUAGCGCCGCCUGGUAGCAGGUGAUUUGUUGUUGUUGUGUUCAGACCCCAGCGGUGCUGCAAAAAACCACUGUUAUCCACUCACGGCUCUUUGCAGCGGUGCAUCUGUGCUGUUGUUGAACACUGUAUUAUUUUCUAUAAGCACCAUCCAUAAUUCACAUGCUGUGGCAUCAAAUAUUGAGCAGAGAGAUGGAGCUGAGAGGUCAGGAGGCUUGCUUCCCGUGUAAGGUCGUUGUACUUUUUCACAAACCCUGUUUAUUGUUUUUUUUUUUUUUUCCUUGUUUGCUCACAACCAGGUUGUUGCUUUCCUGCUGUGUCAUAAGAAAAACAGUAUCUGUUCACCCCUUUCUUUAGCUGGAAUAUUUACAUUUAUUUCUUGCAGUUUUUCAAGCUGAAAUAUGAACUCUUUUCAGUGACAGGAGUGGAAUAUCAGUCAUAUAUAUAAAUAUACAUAAACAAAAAAAAAAACAAAAAACAACAACUUGGUUUACUGGGUACAAAAGAAAUCUUCUUGUUCUCCAUAUUUCUCUCAACAUCCAGAAUCAGCACUGGCUCCAUAUUUCUGUCACUGUACGGUGGUGUUUCGUAAUGUAAAUCUGCUGUUCCUGCAUCGUAAGCUCAGUCAGACUACUGAAGAGCAGUUACUAGCUUGAGGGAGCUUUGUAAAGCCUUGCAUCAGUUUAACUUUUGAUUUAUUAGUUAUUUUUAUUUUUGGUUCUACACUUUCUCUGCUUUCUUUAGCUUCCUUUUCAGGCUGUUUCUCCUCAUUCCAGAUGAGUGGAAAGUGUGUUUCUGUUGAGUGCAAUCUGUGACAUCUCGAACUUGUUUAGGUUACCACCAUCUCAGAAGCUCUCACUACCGCGUCAUGAUGUUUCUGAUGGGUAAAGUUCCCUUUGAGAUUGUGUGGAAAUGUUCACUUGUUUUUAAAAAAUGAACUGCUUGGUUUACUUUUUCUUUAUGCACAGCCAAGGUCCUGCAAAGGCCCUAACUUCUUUUCUGUAAGCAGUAAAAGUUACUUAAUGUCAAGCUAACGGCACCAGCUACUACUUAUGAUGAACUGUAUGUACAUAUAUAUAAAUUUAUAUAUGAAUAUAUAUACAUGGGUCUUUGCACAAGUUGUCUCCAUGUCCGCUCCAUGUGGUUUUAACAGGAAAAAACAAAAUGCGAAGGAAGAUUCAGAAAAAAAAGACUUUAUAUAUGCUUUACAAUUCUUUGUCUCAUUAACAUUUUGCACUUAUUUAAAGAGGCUUACUUCUGUUUCUGGGCUGACAGAGCUGUUUUCACGCUCGGCCAAGAUAUUGUACAAUAUGUAUAUGUAUUUUUAUUCAUAUGCAUAUAAAUAUAUGUCU
Scatophagus argus is the source of this 5763-nucleotide messenger RNA. RefSeq names its product ventral anterior homeobox 2 (gene vax2). The record is from RefSeq and is a predicted model, not a curated record. Lineage: Eukaryota; Metazoa; Chordata; Actinopteri; Scatophagidae. The transcript has 3 exons. Gene Ontology annotation, molecular function: DNA-binding transcription factor activity, RNA polymerase II-specific; DNA binding. Bases 1091 to 2014 code for a protein of 307 amino acids. Gene Ontology annotation, biological process: central nervous system development; brain development; regulation of DNA-templated transcription.